This is a messenger RNA of Chrysochloris asiatica (Cape golden mole), 844 nucleotides long. It is a transcript of the gene PCNA, whose product is annotated as proliferating cell nuclear antigen. Gene Ontology annotation, cellular component: PCNA complex. Lineage: Eukaryota; Metazoa; Chordata; Mammalia; Afrosoricida; Chrysochloridae. Gene Ontology annotation, biological process: regulation of DNA replication; mismatch repair; translesion synthesis. Gene Ontology annotation, molecular function: DNA polymerase processivity factor activity; DNA binding. The transcript is spliced from 6 exons. The record is from RefSeq and is a predicted model, not a curated record. The annotation marks the transcript as partial.
CUCUGAUCCUUGUGAGGCCUCAGCCGGCUAGACUUCCCUACUUUCCACCCACCUGUAGCCGCGUCGUUGAGACUCCGCCACCAUGUUCGAGGCGCGCUUGGUCCAGGGCUCCAUCCUGAAGAAAGUGUUAGAGGCACUGAAGGACCUCAUCAAUGAGGCCUGCUGGGACAUCAGCUCAGGCGGCGUGAACCUGCAGAGUAUGGACUCGUCCCACGUCUCCCUUGUGCAGCUUACUCUGCGCUCCGAAGGCUUCGACACCUACCGCUGCGACCGCAACCUAGCCAUGGGCGUGAACCUCACCAGCAUGUCCAAAAUACUGAAAUGUGCUGGCAAUGAAGACAUCAUUACACUAAGGGCUGAAGAUAAUGCAGACACGUUGGCACUAGUAUUUGAAGCACCAAACCAAGAAAAAGUUUCAGACUAUGAAAUGAAGUUAAUGGAUUUAGAUGUUGAACAACUUGGAAUUCCAGAACAAGAGUACAGCUGUGUAGUAAAGAUGCCUUCUGGUGAAUUUGCACGUAUAUGCCGAGAUCUCAGUCAUAUUGGAGAUGCUGUUGUCAUUUGCUGUGCAAAAGAUGGAGUGAAAUUUUCUGCAAGUGGAGAACUUGGAAAUGGAAACAUUAAAUUAUCACAAACAAGUAAUGUUGAUAAAGAGGAGGAGGCAGUUACUAUAGAGAUGAAUGAGCCAGUUCAGCUAACUUUUGCACUUAGAUACCUGAACUUCUUUACAAAAGCCACACCAUUGUCUGCUACAGUUACACUCAGUAUGUCUGCUGAUGUACCCCUUGUUGUAGAAUAUAAAAUUGCUGAUAUGGGACACUUAAAGUACUAUUUGGCUCCCAAG